UUUGUACACUGUCACCACGUUGACUAACGUCACUUCCGCGCCAAAGUGCGCGCGGUUUGACUUUUGUCAACCAAAACACAGAGAGGACUAGAGACGAACAAGAAGGCUAACAGGAUGCGUCGGUCAGCAGCUCCAAGUCAGCAAGGCAACUUGGCCAAAAAGAUGCGCUUUGUACCUCCUGUGGCUCGAGGAGUUCCUCCUUGUCCGAGUCCUGACACUCCUGAACAUUGCACACUGCCUCUACAGCCCAAACCCACGCUCACUAACGCAAUUAACACGGUGCAGACACCGGUCAGCAGGAGAGCGUGUGAGCCUCAGGUGUCAGGAGCCUUGGCGCGGGUGCUCAGUGUGGUACCAGUCUCUGAGAAGAGCACAGAUGCACCGUCUGAGGAGGAGGAGGAGAACACACACGCUCGUGUGGAGGAUGAGAAGCACCUCGCCCCUCACACCCCCCAGGCCCCCCAGAGCCGACCCAUCAGCAUACAGACGUCCCCCACAGAGCGGUACCUCAGCGUCAUGUGGUGCAAGGCGUCCAACAGGAAGCAUAAGCGCUGGGAAGGGGAUGCUGUCCUGGUUGCCAAGGGGCGCAGUGUCCUGCUGAAAGACAUGGAGGGGAAGGAUAUUGCUCGAGGCUCUGGCUACAAGGCGUCAGAGCUGGAGAAUCUGGCUGAAGGUGAAACCUUGAUGGUUUCUGGGAAGCAGAUUGAGGUCAUGGGGGUCAUCUCUGCGGAGGACUAUGCCACGGGCCGCUGCUUCCAGGAAGUGUCCGCCGUCACCUCCACAGUGCCCGUGCUCGAGUCAGCUGUUGCCAGGUCAACGGCAAAGCCCUUCUCUCGCCCGUCUCUGAAGGGUGGAGUCGCAAAAUCCAAAGAGCCGGAGAGAGAGAUACAGCCCCGACAUAACCCAAAUGCACCAGGUGCUCUAGUGAUGCCUCGCCCCCCAGCCAAUCACCAGUGGCUCUGGAAUAAAGGUGGCCUCCCAUUGGUAGAUGUGGUGAUGGACCCUCAUCUGACCGCUCGUCUGCGGCCGCACCAGAGAGAGGGGGUGAUCUUCCUCUAUGAGUGCAUCAUGGGAAUGAGACUGUCGGGGCGCUGCGGUGCGAUCCUGGCGGAUGAGAUGGGCCUGGGGAAGACUCUGCAGUGCGUGAGCCUGCUGUGGAUGCUGCUGCGGCAGGGCCCGUACGGGGGCAGGCCCGCCAUCACCCGCGCCCUCGUCGUCGCCCCCGGCAGCCUGGUCAAGAACUGGGGCGCCGAGUUCAACAAGUGGCUCGGACGAGAGCGCCUUCGCGUCUACAUGGUGGACCAGGACCACCGUGUGGAGGAGUAUGUGUCGUCUCCGGUGUGUCCGGUGAUGGUGGUGAGCUAUGAGAUGGUGCUGCGCUCGCUGAGCUCGCUGCAGAAGCUGGACUUCGGCCUGCUCAUCUGUGACGAGGGACAUCGCCUCAAGAACACCAGCAUCAAAACCACCAGCGCCCUACACACACUCUCCUGCACCAGGAGAGUCAUACUGACGGGGACUCCUGUGCAAAAUGACCUUCAAGAGUUUUACGCCAUAGUUGAGUUUGUGAAUCCAGGCGUUCUGGGAUCUUCAGCCGGAUACAGGAAGAUUUAUGAGGAGCCAAUCAUUCACUCCCGCCAGCCUUCCUGCACUCCGGAGGAGCGCGCGCUGGGAGAGGAGCGGGCGGCGGAGCUGUCUCGGCUGACCGGCGUGUUCACCCUGCGGAGGACGCAGGAGAUCAUCGGGCGCUACCUGCCGGGCCGCGUGGAGUGGACGCUGUUCUGCGGGCCGACGCCGCUGCAGAGCCGGCUGUACGCGCAGCUGUUGAGCACGCGGGCCGUGCGCUCCUGUCUCAGCACCUCCUCCUCCUCCACCACGCCGCUCAGCAAGAGCAGCACGCACUUCGCCUGCAUCAGCGCCCUCAAGAAGCUCUGCAACCACCCCGGACUGCUCUACAACACCAUGAAGAAGGAUAGCACAGAGGGUUCUGUGUGUGAGGGCCUGUCAGCGGAGCUGUUCCCUGCAGCCUACAGCAGCGGCACGUUCGGCACGGACGAGUCGGGGAAACUCCUGGUGCUGUGUGACCUCCUGGCAGCUGUGCAGCACUACAACUCCACAGACAGGGUGGUGUUGGUCUCCAACUACACUCAGACUCUGGAUCUGCUCCAAGAUAUGUGUGUUCAUCUCGGAUACACAUGCUGUCGCCUGGACGGUAGCACCCCGGUGUCCAAGCGGCAGAACCUGGUGGACUCUUUCAACAAGCCGAGCUCAGACAACUUCCUCUUCCUGUUAAGCUCCAAAGCUGGAGGGGUGGGCCUUAACCUGGUGGGCGCCUCCCACCUCGUGCUCUACGACAUUGACUGGAAUCCUGCCAAUGACAUUCAGGCAAUGGCACGUGUGUGGAGAGAUGGACAAAAGAAGACUGUUCACAUCUACAGGCUUCUGACCACAGGUACGAUAGAGGAGAGGAUCUACCAAAGGCAGGUGUGUAAGCAGGGUUUGUCAGGUGCAGUAGUUGACCUUGGGAAAGGGGCUGAUCACAUCAGCUUCUCUUCUGAGGACCUCCGCGACCUUUUCACCUUUGAAACCAAAACAACGUGCCUUACACACCAGCUCCUGGACUGCCGCUGUGCAGGAGACGGAGAGAUACAAUGUUUACCAGAAGAAGAGACCACACUGGCGGAGCGGUCCUGUCAGUUGGGCCGUCGUGCCGACAAUGUGAACAUUCCACAGCGGGUUAGCAUGUCUGAGCUCAUGCAGUGGAGACACUACUCAGGAGACAACCAAUCGUAUGGAGAUGUUUACCUAGACCAUGCCCACUCACACAUCACCUAUGCCUUCCAGAGUAUCAGCACCGAAACGCAACUGUCAAGGUAGCACAAGCAGACAGACUUGGACAUAACUGUAUCCCACAAUGCCUUUGUUCAUUCGCACACAGAAAUGUUCACUCACAAAUAGACACGCAUUGUGCAAAUAUCCAUUCUAUACAGGUGUGUAUAUGUCCACUGUCCAUAAGUACGUGUUAUCAUUUAUUUUGCACUAUUUCCUUGAGCCACAUCUGAAAGCAGCUCAGAAAUGUUGUUAUUAAAAUAGAUAAGUACCUACGUACAGUACAUAUGCACACACAUACACACAGAUAUUGUCAUAUUUUUAGUGAUGAACUGUUUUCCUUUUUAUUUGUCACCAUUAAUAAAUAUUAAGAGAUUUGAA
Molecule: messenger RNA, 3207 nt
Organism: Sardina pilchardus (European sardine)
Lineage: Eukaryota; Metazoa; Chordata; Actinopteri; Clupeiformes; Clupeidae
Gene: rad54b
Product: RAD54 homolog B
Exons: 15
Coding region: 115-2874 (919 amino acids)
Biological process (GO): reciprocal meiotic recombination; double-strand break repair via homologous recombination
Cellular component (GO): nucleus
Molecular function (GO): DNA translocase activity; ATP binding; ATP-dependent chromatin remodeler activity
Source: RefSeq, a predicted model, not a curated record